CCCUCUUUGGCUCUCGCACGCACUGACACACACACAAUGGACUACUCAGCAGGCGGCGAGUGCUGAAGGCUGGGCAGAGGGAGCCGGGCUGGACGGGGUCUAUUCUCUCGGAAGAGUCGGCCAGGUCCGCAGGAGCUGAUAUUUGACCCAUUCCCUAUCGUUUUAUACCCCCUCCUCCCUCCUCGCCUCCUCUGCUGCUCCCUGCCUUCUUCUUUCUUCAGUCUUUAGGAGAUCACUCGCUUUCUCUUUUCAGCAGCUCUUUGUGCAGCGGAAUACACUCUCACAUCGCUGCUGCCGCUACUACUGCCGCCACCGCUGCCAAGACUACCGCUGCUGCUGUCGCUGCUACUACUACCGCUACUGCUGCUCCAGCUGCCGCUGAUUCUUCUGCCUCUUCUGCCUCUGCCUCUGACUGCUGCUGCCACUGGAGCAGGAGGAGGAGUGCGGCAGUUUUGCGUGUAGAUCGCUGGAAUGGAACGCUUCCUUGGCUUUGUAAAGCAAAUUCGCAGGUCCCGCAGACGCAAGGGCAAAAAGUACCGGCCCGAAGAGGAUUACCACGAGGGCUAUGAGGAUGUGUAUUACUACGCUUCCGAGCACCUGCACAAUGAGGGGCCCUACACUAAGCACUCCAACCCCUCCAGGCCACCAGAUGGAGCUCUGGCCAUCAGACGACAGAGUAUUCCAGGUAUUUGUUUGGACGAGUUCAAGGGCUCCAGCAUUGUGGAGCUGAUGAAGAAGGAGGGCACCACCCUGGGCCUGACCGUGUCCGGCGGCAUCGACAAGGACGGCAAACCCCGCGUCUCCAACCUCCGGCAGGGCGGCAUCGCGGCCAGGAGCGACCAGCUGAACGUGGGGGACUACAUCAAGUCUGUGAACGGCAUCAACCUGACCAAGUUCCGUCAUGACGAGAUCAUUAGCUUGUUGAAGAACGUGGGGGAGCGAGUGGUCCUGGAGGUGGAGUACGAGCUGCCACCUGUCUCUGUUCAGGGUUCAGGUGUGAUGUUUAAAAAUGUGGAGGUGACACUGCAUAAAGAAGGCAACACAUUUGGAUUCGUCAUCCGAGGAGGAGCCCAUGAAGACAGGAACAAAUCCCGUCCCGUUACCAUAACAACUAUCAGACCCGGCGGCCCGGCUGACAGGGAAGGCACCAUUAAACCAGGAGAUCGGCUGCUGAGCAUCGAUGGCAUUCGCCUACACGGCACCUCCCACGCAGAGGCCAUGAGCAUCCUCAAGCAGUGCGGCCAGGAAGCCACGCUCCUCAUCGAGUACGACGUGUCCAUCAUGGACUCCAUAGCCACUGCUUCAGGCCCGCUGCUGGUGGAGGUGGCCAAGCCUCUGGGCUCCAGUCUGGGCGUGGCCCUCUCUACCUCCAUGUACUGCAACAAGCAGGUCAUCAUCAUCGACAAGGUCAAGCCAGCCAGCAUCGCCGACAGGUGCGGAGCUCUGCAUGCAGGUGAUCACAUCCUGUCGGUAGAUGGCACAAGCAUGGAGUACUGCACACUGGCUGAAGCCACUCAGCUAUUGGCCAGCGCCUGUGAGCACGUCAAAAUGGAGAUCCUUCCUCACCACCAGACCAGACUGGCCCUUAAGGGCCCAGAGCACGUCAAGGUGCAGAGGAGCAACCGGCCACUGCCCUGGGAGUCCGGCACCAACAACAACAGCAACUUCCUCCCCUACCAGCACUAUAACACCUACCACCCCGACCAGUCCCGCAGCCAGGCCAAGCAGAAAUCCUCUCCGAACAACCCCCCUCUGGGUUCGUCCUUCUCGCCCACCUCCAUGAGUGCCUACAGCCUGAGCUCCCUCAACAUGAGCACACUGCCCCGUAACAUGUAUCCCACAAGCCCUCGUGGCACUAUGAUGAGGAGGAAGCUGAAGAAGAAGGACUACAAAAGCUCCUUGUCUCUAGCCUCCAGCACUGUGGGCCUGGCUGGUCAGGUGGUCCACACGGAGACCACUGAAGUGACUCUCAUCAGCGACUCCAUCAUGGGAUUCGGAAUCCAGCUCCAAGGAGGGGUCUUUGCCACGGAAACGCUGACCUCUCCGCCGCUCAUCGCCUACAUGGACCCCGACAGCCCGGCCGAGAGGUGCGGCAUCUUGCAGAUCGGUGACCGCAUCCUGUCCAUCAACGGGAUCCCCACCGAGGACAGCACGCUGGAGGAGACCAACCAGCUGCUGCGGGACUCCACCAUCACCAGCAAAGUCACGCUGGAGAUCGAGUUUGAUGUAGCAGAGUCUGUUAUCCCAAGCAGUGGCACCUUCCACGUGAAGCUACCAAAGAAGCCGGGCGUGGAGUUAGGCAUCACCAUCAGCUCUCCAUCUAACAGAAAGCCGGGGGACGCUCUCAUCAUCUCGGAUAUUAAGAAGGGCAGCGUGGCACACAGGACGGGAACUCUCGAACUUGGUGAUAAGCUCUUGGCCAUAGACAACAUCCGCCUGGAUAACUGCUCCAUGGAGGACGCUGUCCAGAUCCUACAGCAGUGCGAGGAUUUGGUCAAGCUCAAGAUUCGUAAGGACGAGGACAACUCAGGUGUCCUGCGUGCAGACCGUGUUGAUAUGGACGCCCGUGUGCUGUUGGCCUGUGUUGCAGACGAGCAGGAGACCUCCGGGGCCAUCAUCUACACAGUGGAGCUGAAGCGCUACGGGGGCCCUCUGGGCAUCACCAUCUCCGGCACCGAGGAGCCCUUCGACCCCAUCAUCAUCUCCAGCCUCACUAAGGGCGGCCUGGCCGAGAGGACGGGUGCGAUCCACGUUGGAGACCGCAUCCUGGCCAUCAACAAUAACAGUCUGAAGGGCAAACCUCUGAGCGAGGCCAUUCACCUGCUCCAGAUGGCUGGAGAGUCUGUUACACUCAAGAUCAAAAAGCAGGGAGAACUGGUGAGUCCAAAACAGCCAUCUGUGUCUGGGCGUCUGGGUGAGCUGAGUGAUGUGGAGGAUGAGAAUCAGAGCGGCCAGAAAACAGGCAAACUGUCGGACAUUUACUCCACCACCAUCCCCAGUGUGGACAGCGCUGUGGAAUCCUGGGACGGCUCUGCCAUCGACGCCACCUUCAGCACACAAGCUCCUACAGGCUUCCAGGCAUCUGGCUAUAGUUUCCACAGCCACGAGUGGAGGAACGCCAAAGCUAGCCGGGGCAGCUUGUCUCCGGUCAGCAGCAGCCGCCAGAGAAACAACAUCCUGCAGGACCUGGGCCUCAGCGAUGACGAGUGGGACAGACCCACGGCUAGCGGAGCCGCCACGCUGCCCACUGGCCUUAUCUCAGACAGCAGGUUCACUGUAGGCCACGACGGUACAGAGCCAGACCAGGAGGAGAACUUCUGGUCCCAGGCACUGGAGGACCUGGAGACGUGCGGCCAGUCAGGGAUCCUCCGGGAACUUGAGGACAAGCCAGACAGGCUUCUGACUAAGAGAAACCUGGCCAUCUUGGCCACCAUCAUGUCUGGGAGCACGCUCAGUCUGAACCACGACCCGGCACCCACACGGAGCCACCUGGGAAGGCAGGCCAGCUUCCAGGAGCGUGGCAGCAACAGGCCUCAGUACACCCAGGCCAACCGCAGCAACACACUGCCCAGUGACGGUGGCCGCAAGGCCUUUGCCAUGAGGAAGAUGAAGCAGGAGAUCAAGGACAUCAUGUCGCCAAACCCAGUGGAGCUGCACAAGGUGAGUCUGUUUAAAGAGUCAGACCUGGAGGACUUUGGCUUCAGUGUGUCCGACGGGCUAAUGGAGAAGGGCGUCUAUGUCAACAACAUCCGUCCAGGGGGGCCUGCAGAAGUGGGGGGGUUGAAACCAUACGACAGGCUGCUACAGAUCAACCACGUCCGAACCAGGGACUUUGACUGCUGCUUGGUGGUUCCUCUCAUUGCCGAGUCCGGAAACAAACUGGACCUGGUCAUCAGCCGGAACCCAACGUCUGUGCCAGGAUCUGAACUAAACCAGUUGCCCAACGACGAGCCAGUGGACUGGACUGACCUUACCGAGCCCCUCCCACAAGCGGGAACAGGACAGGAGGCCGGCCAGCAGAACUCCUUGCUGGCGGGCGUGGAUGACAGAGACCCCAACAAGACCUUAUAGCAGAACCUCCCACUCCACCUCCCCUCCUCUCCGGCACAGGCAGACGAGUGCUCCUCAUGGUGCUAACUGAACCCCUCCCGACUGCUCCCCACCCACCACCUGCUGGGAGUGAGCGUGUCGGAGCCUGUCCGUGAUAUAGCACACCCAGUCUCCUCCCUGAGCCAGAGCAUGAGCCACACUGACUGGGAGAGCUGUCCUCUCCAUGCCUGCUGGGUGGGUUGCGUAUUUUUUUUUGUUGUUUUUUUGACUCCUGUGGAAAUGACACUAACUAAUGGAGGAAGACCAUAAUGACCUCUGAACUGAAUACUGAACUGGGAAAAAAAAAAACUAAAAAGUGAGGAGAGAAUCAGAAAAAUAACAAAACAGUGCCAUCCUUCAUUUUUAUUGCCAAUAAACUGAACUAGUUUUAGGGAAGAACAAAAAAAAAAACGUGAAGCAAAAGAAGCGAAAGGAAACAUUGAGACGUUUACACAUGAUGUUGGACUGGCCUCUCUCUCUGUCUGUAUGUGUGUGUGUAUUUGAGAACGAAAGCUCCUUAUGUGAGCCUUCUUCACAAGUGUGUGUGUGUGUGUGUGCGCGCGUUCUUACGGACAUUCUUAUAUACAAGUCUAGGCCAGAGUGAUUCUCCACAUGCUCUGUUUUGGAGUUUUGGAAUGGUCUCUCAUGGCAAAGUCCUAAACCUCAGCUGUGUCCACCUUGUACCCUGGAAUCGAUUCCUCUAGCUCCAUUCUUUUGUAGCGCUGAAUCCCAUACGUGUGUAUAGUGAACACCCCUGUUAAAUCCUCACAAGUGAUGCCAAGGCCUGAGUUCCCUGCCUUACUCAUUCAGUGGAAAGAAAAAAACAAAGAGUUUGGCACGAGCUCAGCACAACCAAUCCAAUAGCCAUUUUUUAAAACGUGGCAAAAAGAUAAAAAAUAAAAACGUAAUAAUGAGUGAGUCAGCCUGAGUGGGUUGGGUAGCAGCAUAAUGCAUGAGACCUUUUUUUUCUGAACUACUAUUUUGUAACGGUAGACUACGUACAAAACGUAAUGUACAAAAAGAGAACUUGGCUACAUGUAGUUUUAAAAAGAGAAAAUAAGAAGACACAAAAGAAAACGAAAACCCUCUAAACAACACACAAAGGCCAUGCCAUCAUCAUUUUUAUUGCAGGUUUUGCUUGCUGGUGUAAACACUGAUCUAAUCUAAUCUAAUCUAUCUAAUAUCAUUGUUUAGACCUUGAUUUCACAUCGAAUUAGGAGGAUUGUUUCAUUUUGCUACUGAAAGGUUGGUAUCUAAGGCACCUUAUCUUAGAAUUGGACAGAUUUCUAUUUUUAUUAGUAAAGGGAAGUGAUUUAUACGUGAGAGGGGAGCAAAUGUUUGCAAUCUGAGUGAUGGGGAAAGGGGCACACUGGUACACUAAGCAAUCGGUUACCGAAAAACACCCUUUGUGUAUCAGAUGAUUGAUGUAUUUUGGUUGGAAAGAGGUGUUUUGAUGUACCAAGCAGUAGGUCUAGUUAAACCCCCAGGCAUGUGUUCCAUUUCGGGAGAAUUCGAUUACUAGCACAAAGCAAAGCAGAGACCAAAUAUCCGCUUCACGCUGGCCUAAAUCGGGCCUUUUACCAGAUUUAGAGAACGGAAACUGACACAUCGCUCCUGAGCGAUGCUGGCAACCAGAGAGUUGUCUAUUAAAGCAUAGAAGAGAAUAAGCGUGCAGUGAGAAUAACACCAGCUCCUCAUUCUGGAGUCAGUUUCAGACCACUACACUGAUUUGUAGCCGUCAAGACCACUUGUUCUUCACUCUUGUUUUUGACGUACAGUGCGGAAGCAGCUCCCAUCCCAACAUCACUAGAAAGGGGGGAAAAUAAAAAAUUUUUUAAAGUGUCCAGCAUGAGGUUGUCAACACACACAAGGCUCAAAUCAACUUCUAGACUCUAGACUAUAAUCUAGACUAUACCACCCGUUCCCCCGACACAUCCCCCUGUUGUUUAAGUGAAUAUGAACUUAUGCUAAUCUACUGUAUGUGGUAAUGGUAUGGUUUUGUAUGUUAAAAUGUUUUGUUCUUUUGUUUUUUUUCUUUUUUUUCUUCAGAGGGUGAAAAAAGCCCAAAGGGUGUACAAAUCAUUUGUAAAGAGAAAAAAAAAAGGGUUAAAAAAAAAAAAAGAUAAUGGCACUUGUGUGUUAAAUCAUGUGAGAAUGGGGUUUGUAAGGUGAGUCGUUGCCUACCUACCAUACACAAUGGUAAAACAUCAAGGAAACUUGAUACUUCACACAAAAGAACUGUAGCUCAAAAAAAAAAAAUAAUAACAAUAAUAAUAAUAAUAACGCUAAUAAAAAUAAUGUGUCCAUAAGCACAUAUGCUGCACAUUAUGGCAACACAUUCUUUCACCCACCUGUGUGUGUAAAGUCGUGGCUUUUGAUGAGUGAUGUUACUACCCUUGUCGUCCGUGCUCACACACCCUGUCUACUCACUAUUUAAAAUGGCACGUAGCGGUCCAAUCUGAUUAUCGGUCAUAAUCUCAUCAGGGGGACACUCACGUGGGAUUAUCUUUUACCGAGACUGUUUAAAAAAAAAAAAAAAAAAAGCAACUGUGUUGUUUUUCGUUUGUUUUCUAAAGUUCCUUCAGGUACGGGUUCAUUCCCCAAAAUCUCAUGCACUGGAUUUUCUGAGAUCGUUAGCGUUCUGCUGACAUGCCGACGUGUCGCAUGCUGAAUUCUGACGGGCGAGGCCUGAUCCAAGAGCAGGUUUUCACUGUAAGCGUUGUGUCGUCCGAUGCGUGGCUUUGUCCGUGACUUACGUUUGACAUGACAUCACUGUGUUACAGCAAAUAACAUGUAGUCACAUGCAAAAUGUUUUAACUUACUUAUUUCUUUUUUUUUCUUUGCUGUUGAUGAUGAUUAUGAUGAUAAUGAUGAUAAUGCAGUUGAUCUCAUUUUUAUGUUCCUUUUGUGGAAUCAUCUAAGUGGAUUUAAGCACUGCCAGUUAAAAUAGUGGGUAUCCAUUUUCAGUGUAUGAUGAAUUAAUGAAUCAAUUCCACAGUUAUGUCCCUGAAAUAUUGUAUUUUUAUUUCUAAUGGACAGGUAUUAUGAGCUGUAAAGUAUUUUUGUACAAAUUUAAUACUUUGUUAGCAUGAUAUUUAUCGUCUAUGUAUAACUUUGGGGAUUCCUACAGCUGUAAACCUUUGUAUGGCCAACAAAAAGAGAAACAAUAAAAAGAUACAGAGUGGGCA
Molecule: messenger RNA, 7277 nt
Organism: Astyanax mexicanus (Mexican tetra)
Lineage: Eukaryota; Metazoa; Chordata; Actinopteri; Characiformes; Acestrorhamphidae
Gene: grip1
Product: glutamate receptor interacting protein 1
Exons: 26
Coding region: 472-4071 (1199 amino acids)
Biological process (GO): neurotransmitter receptor transport, endosome to postsynaptic membrane
Molecular function (GO): nuclear glucocorticoid receptor binding
Source: RefSeq, a predicted model, not a curated record